AUGAUGCUGAAGAUACUUGGAGAGUUAGCCCUCGUUGGGGCUAUAGCGUCAGUGUUCAUAGUUGCGGCACAGGGGCGCGCAGCAGAACGAGCUGCAGAGGAAGCAGCGGGCAGGGAAUACAUAAGGAGCCUGAACGAACUCACGUCUAAAGCCAAGAAUAAGAAAACCAUAGCUAGCUGGAACUAUGAGAGUAAUAUCACUACUUACAACGAGGAAGUACAGAUGCAAGUAUUUUUAGAAGUAGCCGAAGAAGAGAAAGAGUACUGGAAAGAGACAAUGACAUACUUUUGGAAUGAAUUUGAAGAUGAGGACUUGAAGAGGAUGUUCCAGAAGUAUUCAAAGCUGGGAACAUCCGCUCUUCCAGAAGAUUUGAAUCAGCGGCUUAUACAAGCCACCAAUGACAUGCAGUCCACAUAUGCGAAAGCGACUAUAUGCGAUUACAAGGAUAGGACAAAGUGUGACUUGCAUGUCGAACCCGAAAUAACCGACAUCUUCGCUAAAAGUGAAGACCCUGAGGAGUUGAAGUACACUUGGCUGGAAUGGCACAAAGCAGCUGGUGCGCCUUCCAGAGCCAGUUUCACUGAAUAUGUUGAGAUGAAUAACGAAGCAGCUAAGUUGAACGGCUUUGACACCGCGGCGGAAUGGUGGCUCGGUGAAUACGAAGCACCAGACAGUGAGGAGCAGUUCAUGGCGCUGUGGAAACAGGUCAAGCCACUGUAUCAGCAAAUACACGCGUACGUCAGGCGACAGUUGCGACUGAAGUAUGGUGACAACGUAGUGUCCGCUAAGGGACCUAUACCAGCGCAUUUACUAGGCAAUAUCUGGGCUCAGACAUGGGGCGGAGUGGAGAAAUUCACAAGACCAUAUCCCGAUAAAGCAGACGUUGAUGUGACAGCUGCUCUGAUAAGUCAGAACUACACAGCGUUAAAAAUGUUCAAAACUGCAGAGGAGUUCUUCACUUCACUAAAUUUAAGCGGUAUGCCAGACUCGUUUUGGGAGAAAUCGAUUAUUGAAAAGCCGAAUGAUGGACGAGAGAUGGUGUGUCACGCUUCCGCAUGGGACUUCUUCGACGGUGAAGACUUCAGAAUAAAGCAGUGUACAACCAUAACGAAUAACUUCUUCAAAACAACGCAUCACGAGAUGGGGCACAUACAGUAUUAUUUGCAGUACAAAGAUCAGCCAGUUAUCUACAGAGCGGGUGCUAAUCCGGGAUUCCAUGAAGCUGUCGGUGACGUCAUCGCAUUAUCUGUGUCCACGCCCAAGCACCUGAGAGUUAUGGGGCUGUUGGAGGAUGGGCCAGACGACCUGGAGUCUAACAUCAACCAACUUUAUAAAAUGGGCCUAGAUAAAAUAGUUUUCCUUCCAUUCGCAUAUCUCCUUGAUCUAUUCCGCUACGGAGUGUUUCGUGGUACGACCACACCCGACAACUACAAUUGUCACUUCUGGCAACUUCGGGAAUCGGUGCAAGGUGUGGAACCACCAGCACCACGAAGCGAGGAAGAUUUCGAUCCAGCAGCGAAAUAUCAUGUUGCUGCUGAUGUCGAAUAUAUGAGAUAUUACAUAUCCUAUAUAAUCCAGUUCCAAUUCCACCGAUCCCUGUGCCAACUGGCUGGCGAGUAUACACCGGAUGACUCCAGCAAGCUUCUGUCCAACUGCGAUAUUUACAAAAGUACUGCAGCUGGGAAUGCUUUGGGUAAAAUGCUGCAACUUGGUUCAUCCAAGCCCUGGCCAGAUGCGAUGCAGAUGCUCACUGGACAACGGAACAUGGACGCUAGCGGAGUCCUCGAAUACUUCCAACCUUUGCAUGAGUGGUUGAAAGCGGAGAACGAGCGGACUGGAGAGUACAUUGGGUGGGAGCCCAGCACUGUCCAAUAUUGUACUGAAGAACAAAAAUCUGAAUUGGAAAAUUCAGAGUUCAAGAGAAGAUUGAAUAAAGUAACCGGUUGA
Parnassius mnemosyne (clouded apollo) is the source of this 1947-nucleotide messenger RNA. Lineage: Eukaryota; Metazoa; Arthropoda; Insecta; Lepidoptera; Papilionidae. The record is from the annotation of a GenBank genome assembly.